Lolium rigidum is the source of this 1073-nucleotide messenger RNA. Its product is annotated as calcineurin B-like protein 1. The record is from RefSeq and is a predicted model, not a curated record. Lineage: Eukaryota; Viridiplantae; Streptophyta; Magnoliopsida; Poales; Poaceae. The transcript has 8 exons. The coding region runs from base 212 to 859 and encodes 215 amino acids. Gene Ontology annotation, biological process: calcium-mediated signaling. Gene Ontology annotation, molecular function: calcium ion binding; kinase binding.
CAUCCAUCCAUCCCACCACACCGCCCGCCUCCCCUGACCGCCGGAAUCCCGCGCCGACAAACCGGAUCCACCACCACCCAGUCCACCCGCCCGCCCACUAACGCAGAGGCUCCACGCUUCUAUGCAGCGGGUGGAGGCGGCGGUGAUGCGCGAUUGGUCCCGCCGGCGUUAAGGCAGAGGUGGGGGUUUGUGCUCUUCUCCGGGAGCGGCGAUGGGGUGCGUCCAGUCCACGGGGAAGCGGAGGCAGCACCCGGCGGGCUACGAGGACCCCGUCCAGCUCGCCUCCCAGACCGCAUUCAGCGUCAGCGAAGUCGAAGCGUUGUUCGAGCUCUUCAAGAGCAUCAGCGGCUCCGUGAUUGACGACGGGCUGAUCAACAAGGAAGAGUUCCAGCUAGCAUUGUUUAAAAAUACAAGGAAGGAAAAUCUUUUCGCUAACCGGAUAUUUGACCUUUUCGAUGUUAAGAAAAGGGGUGCCAUCGAUUUCGGUGACUUUGUUCGAGCCUUGAAUGUGUUUCAUCCAAACUUCCCAAUGGAAGAGAAAAUUGAUUGGUCCUUCAAGCUAUAUGAUAUGGACGGUACAGGGUUUAUUGAACGGAAGGAGGUAAAGCAAAUGUUGAUUGCUCUUCUAGGUGAAUCAGAAAUGAGGUUAUCAGACGAUAUCAUUGAGACGAUCUUGGACAAGACAUUUUCAGAUGCUGAUACGAAUCAGGACGGGAAAAUAGACAAAACAGAGUGGGAGAAUUUUGUCUCUAGGAAUCCCUCCUUGUUGAAGAUAAUGACUCUUUCAUACCUCAAGGACAUAACAACUACAUUUCCGAGCUUCGUGUUUCACUCCGAGGUUGAUGAUAUCGUCACAUGACCAUGAUUCUCUUGCAUAUGUACAGUUAACAGGAAGAAAUAACUUACCAUGUGAGUGAAAAAAGCAGAAUAUCUGCAGAGAUAGCAUGUUUGAUAUUUAAGUUGCCCAAGACAUAUCAUUGUUUCUCUCGUGAUGUUCAUUAGACUGCGAGUUAGUCCGCACAGAUCGAAGGUUUUAUGUUUACCAGAGCGAAGUAUUCAUGAAUGUUUUUUUA